AUGGACGACAACGAAAACUACUACUUUUGUUACGAUUACUACUACGACGAUGUCGGCGACGACGGAAGGGAUUUCCGUGCUGAUUUUCCGGGAGGACGCUGCUGGGAGCCGGUCGCGGAACCGGUCGUCCUGCAGGAUUCAGCUGGGCAGGUUGCCGGCGGCGGACUUCCAGAGGUCGCGGACCGCAGAGAAAACGAGCAUAGCAUAAAAAGUCGAAAAUCUAGAACAGCGUUUACGAAAUAUCAAUUGGGGUGGCUCGAGGGAGAGUUUGAGAAGUGCAAAUACUUGACUCGGUUAAGGCGGUACGAAGUGGCUCUAAUACUUGGUCUCACAGAACGACAAGUGAAAGUGUGGUUCCAAAAUAGACGAAUGAAGAAAAAAAGGCUGAACGAGGAAUCCAUUUACUGA
This is a messenger RNA of Macrosiphum euphorbiae (potato aphid), 408 nucleotides long. Lineage: Eukaryota; Metazoa; Arthropoda; Insecta; Hemiptera; Aphididae. The record is from the annotation of a GenBank genome assembly.